Messenger RNA from Knipowitschia caucasica, 765 nucleotides. The record is from the annotation of a GenBank genome assembly. Lineage: Eukaryota; Metazoa; Chordata; Actinopteri; Gobiiformes; Gobiidae.
AUGAGCUUUUUUAUUCCUUUCUGUUGUUGCUUUUCUUGCAAAAAACCUGAUGACCAUGAAACCGAGAGAGAACCGCUUCUAGGGUCCAGACAAACUGAACAGAAUGGACCAGCAUCAGCCAGACAGACUCUGUCUGUAGCACAAAAUGACGGAUGCAAAAGGAGAGGCAAACUAAUGAUGAGGCGUGUGGGGGUCCCUGACCUGGACCAAAGGUUUUUGGACGUUGCUGAGACUUUUAAUGAGCAGCAACACCGGUUUGAGACAACUGUGCACCUCCUGCUCAACUUGCAAAAGAGAUAUGCCUGUGCACAUGGAGGAACACUGGCUUUAACAAACAUUUUGAAGAAGAUUAGAGAUGAGCAUGCAGAUGCUGACUAUAGGAUUUCUAUGAGGCUCAAAGGUUAUGAUUUCUCUCUGUGUGUGAUUCAAACAAGUUCAGAAGGAACUAAAGAUGCCGAACCACUGCCUUAUCAUCUGAAGAGGGCUAUAGAUGAAUUCAAGGACAUUUCAGAGUCUGCAAAAGCCAUCAUAGCAAAGGGCACAACCCUCCAGGAGCUGAUAGGCUGGCUCCUCCGGAGCAAGGAUCACAUGGACGAGCAAGUAAAAGUCGCUGCAGAUACCUUUCAGGAACAAGGAAGACUAUCGGAGAACCUGAAGGAGAACAUGAACGAAGUGGAGAGGGCCAAAGAGCUCUCCAUGGAGUAUAGACAGAAGGCUGGAGAGCUUUUCAUUGAAGCUGCAGAUAUUGCAGGGCCACACCUGUAG